CAGGAGGAGAAGGGAAGGAGAAGCAGGGUUGAGGAACAAAACGGUCAAAGGAUGCACGUGGGAGGAGAAGGUGGGAUUGUGCAGGAGGAGGAGAAAUAGUAGGAGGAAGAGGAGUGUGAGGAAGAGUAGGGCCACAGGAGGAGGAGGAGGAGCAGGAAGAGGAAGAAGCACAAGGUUCCUCCCUCCCUGUAUGUGCAGUCCCAGGAGUGUUUCCCUGCCCACAGUCAGCAGGUGACUGGGGAGGGGUUCCACAAUUUUCACUGGGCUGAAUCUUGGUGUUUCUGAGCUUUAUUGGGAUAAAUGUUGGUGGUUUGUUUUUUUGCAGGGGCUGAAUCUUUCUGUUCUGGAGGGGGUUUUUCCUGGAUUUGCUGUUUGGUAGUUUUUGAUCUUUUUUUUGAUGUUUGGAGGAUGUUUGGACUGAAUCUUGGUGUUUUGGUUUGUUACAGACAGCAGAUGCCCAAUGACUUUCUGAGAUGAACUUGGGCAAGGAGGAACCCCCAGUCCAAGGCGUUCUCCUCUCUUUUUUUCCUCCUAACCAGGAAUUUUCCUUCCCAAACUGUGUCCAGAUGGAAGAGGAGGAGAAAAAGCCACAGAGAUCCCCCACAAGGAGGGUCUGCAAACCCAGUCCAGGGAGCUGCGAGGAGGAAAGAUCCCCCCAGUGCCAGGAACACGGCCAGAGAUCCAGCCGGAGCUCAGAGCUGGGGGAGAAGCCCCACAAGUGCUUGGAAUGUGGGAAGGGUUUCAGCUACAGGUCUAGCCUGAUCCGACACCAGGUAAUCCACACUGGGGAAAAGCCCUACGAGUGCUUGGAAUGUGGGAAGAGCUUCAGCCAGAGCUCCUACCUGAGGAAUCACCAGGUGAUCCACACUGGGGAACGGCCCUUUGAGUGUGGAAAAUGUGGGAAGAGUUUCAGAGAUAUCUUUGGCCUGAUGAGACAUCAGGUGAUCCACACGGGGGAACGGCCCUACACCUGCUUGGAAUGUGGGAAGAAUUUUGGUCACAGCGCCAGUCUGAGGGUACACCAGCGCAUCCACACUGGGGAGAGGCCCUACGAGUGUCCCAAGUGUGGGAAGAGGUUUCGGACCAGCUCCGAUGUCCUCCAACAUGAGCGGAUUCACACAGACGAGAGGCCCUUCCGCUGCCCCGACUGCGGGAAGGGCUUCAAGUACAACUCCGACCUCACCGUCCACCGGCGCAUCCACACUGGGGAGAGGCCCUACGAGUGUCCCCAGUGUGGGAAGAGCUUCUCCGGGAGCUCUGACUUGACCAAACACCAACGGAGGCACCAGUAAGGGAAGCCCUGUGAGUGCCCUGAGUGCGGGAAGAGCUUCGUGCGCUGCUCCAGCUCCAUCCCCCAUGGGAGGAUGGGCGUUGGAUGAUCCCCAGUGACCCCCGUUGGGCAGAGCCCUGGUGAUCCGUGGUCCUGGUGAUGCGUGUUGGGAAGACACCUGGCUGGGAGGCUCCACAUCUUCCUGGCUCCCUGUGGGCACCUGGAUGAACACAGGUGCAGGAACAUCCAUUGGGACACAGAUCAACAAUGGGAAUUCCUUUGGGAGAGUGGAUUUGUUGACUUUCAGUCCUAGUGAACCUUUUCCUGCUGCCUCAGGAGCUCUGUGGGCAGAGAAAAGGGGGUGAUACCAGAGUGGGGGUCCCUGGAGGGAGCACACACGUUCUUGGGGAGGGAGGACAUGACCCCUGGGACCCCCCCUCACCUUUUUGCUCAGGCAGAAGCUGAGCCCCAGUGCCAGGAAGACGAAGCCCAACAAAAAGCCCCCGAUCCUCAUCAGCUGUGAGCGGUGUCUGACAGCAUCCCUGGGGGGUCUGCAGAGGUCAGGACCCCCAAAACCUCUCACAGACACCCCAAGCCACUCCAAAGACCCUCCCAGUCUCUCCCAGCCCACCCAGGACCCUCUGAAAUCUCCUUUGGAGUCACUAAUUUAAAAAAAUUAAGAAUUUUAGAAAAAUUAGAGUUCUUAGCUAGAGAUAGGCCUUGCUGGAACUAGUUAAUGAUUAAGUGAGAAGCGGGAUCUGAGAUAAUGAAUCUCAGACUUAGGUAAAAAAUUCCUUUUCACUGUAUGUUUGUUCAACUGUGCUUAUAAUGAGAAAAGAGAAACUGAUAAACGGGUUCAGGAAGAUCACAGACCUUACAUCUGGAAACCCAUUUUAAAGUCACAAGGGAGAAAAUUGGAGUUGUACCAAAUGUCAUUUGUAAUGUCAACCAUUGUAAAGGUAGAAAGGUGAGAGUGAGGAAGAGCGGUUUUCCUUCAUCUCUUGAUGACCCCUCCUCACCAAAAUGACCCCCUCCUCAAAUUAGAGAGGUCUCAUCUGUGUAUUGAAAGGGUUAAUAUCUUGCCCAGGCCUGUGGCUGGUUACUCGCUCUCUGCUGGGGCAGCUGCCUGAGCUGUUCCUGCUGGAUGAUUUUCCCGUGGCUGCACUGGGAUCUCAGCAGCCAGGCCAGCACUCAGAGGCAGCUUCAGCUCCUCCUGCCCGGCAGCUUCUGCUGAAACUCAGCGGCAGGAGAAUUUCAGCCGAGCCGGGGGCUGGCCCGGCCCAGCAGCGCAGCUGGAAAGGGCUCGGCGGCCCCCGGGAACGGGACCCAGAGGCUUCCCGGGAGGGGCCAGCGCUGCAGCAGAGCCCGGCCCGGCCCCGCCAGGGCCCAACAGGGGCCGGACCCCCGAUACCUGCUCAGGGCCAGAAGAAAAAGAGAAAGAGGUUCCCAGGCUUGGGUUUUUGAAAUGUGGUACUCACAGAGGCAGAUCUAAUUUUGAAUGGUAAAAAACGUUGUCAGUUCUCAGAAUGAGCCAAAUAUUCUCACCCUGAAGAAUCUCAUUAAGAAGAACCUAAAGCACAGUGGAUAUCCUGCUGCAGUUUGGUGGUUUUUUUCAUUCCUACAUAGUCUACAUAAUGUUUGAAAUAAGUAGUGUUAUAAAUGACUUUCAAAUUUCCAAACAAUCAAUCUAAUUAAUUGAUAAAAUACUUUAAUAAAUUUGAAACAAAAUAAUAAAAGAAUACAAUUUAGUAAAAGAAUACAAUUUAGUAAGAAAGCUACAAUUUAGUAAAUAUAUUCAGGUACAUAUUUUUCUAUAUAUAUGUGCUGUUGAAGAAUGGCUCGCUUCUCGAUGCCACAGCUCCUUGGAAGGCCUGCACAACCCUGACUUUGAGCUAGCAUAAGUCCUUGGCAAAAUAUUGUAUCAGAGAAAUGAAGAAGACUAAGUGUUAAUAAGACAAUGAAGAAUAAGAAUUUAGGGUGAGAAAUCUGCUAAAUGUAUCUUAAUAAGCUUUACUAAAAGGUAUCUUCUAGAGCUUGGGUGUUAUGAGCUGGACCAAUAGAAAUGUAGAAAUUAAUGUGUGAAAACCAGCAAUUAUUCAAUCAUAGUAGAAUACAGAUGGCAUGUUAGCUUUUCAAAAUACUAUAAAAAUGUAGCUAAGAUUGUAAUAAAUUUGGAACAAGCUGCUAACUCA
Molecule: messenger RNA, 3462 nt
Organism: Cyanistes caeruleus (blue tit)
Lineage: Eukaryota; Metazoa; Chordata; Aves; Passeriformes; Paridae
Source: RefSeq, a predicted model, not a curated record